Mucor mucedo is the source of this 389-nucleotide messenger RNA. RefSeq lists its product as uncharacterized. NCBI's taxonomy places the organism in Eukaryota, Fungi, Mucoromycota, Mucoromycetes, Mucorales, Mucoraceae. The record is from RefSeq and is a predicted model, not a curated record. Bases 1 to 309 code for a protein of 102 amino acids. The transcript has a single exon.
AUGUGGGUAUAUCCUUUCUUUUUAGCAACUGUUGGAAGUCUUCGCUGUUUGAAGCUGUCAAAGGAAGUUGCCUUGUACUGGGUUCCAAGGGCUUCUUUCGAUACUUCUUGUUAUCAGACAUUCAGAAGAACGCAUCAGUUUAUAGCUGACUUGCCUACAGGUUUUACAGACAUCAUCAGACGAAAAACCUGUGUCAAACCUUUGUCUCUAGUUCCUUAUUUUUUUCCUGUUACUAUCCUUUUGCUUCCUUUUUUCUCCCUGCAGAUGGUGGAAAGUUUCAAUACUCGCGAUUAUGUUUUAGACAUAUAAAGAAAUCUAUGAUGCAUUUCUCUUACAGUCGCUCACAGGUGAAUCUUGUUAAAAGGUACACUUAUAGCAUAGCUUGCUGG